This is a messenger RNA of Limulus polyphemus (Atlantic horseshoe crab), 1425 nucleotides long. Its product is annotated as forkhead box protein J1-B-like. Lineage: Eukaryota; Metazoa; Arthropoda; Merostomata; Xiphosura; Limulidae. Gene Ontology annotation, molecular function: sequence-specific DNA binding; DNA-binding transcription factor activity. Gene Ontology annotation, biological process: regulation of DNA-templated transcription. The coding region runs from base 1 to 1425 and encodes 474 amino acids. The transcript is spliced from 2 exons. The record is from RefSeq and is a predicted model, not a curated record.
AUGACUCACCAGAGGGAUCCUAUGACGUCGACUUCUUUGUCCAAAGACCAAGUGGCGCUGAUGUUCCGGGAAAAUUGGGAAGCUAAAAAUCCAAAUGAUACUUCAGGAACGAGUUACAACCCCUCCCCUUAUGUAGACGAUGGGCUAACUAGUCUAAAUUGGCUUCAGAACUUAAACAUCAUGACAAGAUUGGGUGCUCCGACUCCAUCCACACCACCCGCAAGUCCACUUCCGUCCAGUGAUCAUAAACUUUUAAAAAGUGAGUCCAGCUGGGAAAGUGACCAAUCAGCUGAUGAACCAGACUUUAAGAAGGACGCCACAACCAAGCCACCGUUUUCCUACGCCACUCUUAUCUGUAUGGCAAUGAAAGCUCACGGAAAUAAGAUGACCCUUUCAAACAUCUAUAAAUGGAUCCAGGAUAAUUUUGUUUACUACAAAAAUUCAGAUAUCAGUUGGCAGAAUUCAAUAAGACACAACUUAUCCCUGAACAAGUGCUUUAUUAAAGUUCCUCGCGGCAAGGGAGAACCGGGCAAGGGCGGGUUUUGGAGAUUGGACCCUAAGUACGAGAAGACGUUGGUGGAUAGAAUUUUCAAAAGACGCCGGACAGUUCAGAAACUAAACAGAGGAAUAACGAAGAAGACGCGGAAAGAAAAGUUGGGCGUGACCAAUUCUCUAGAGAAAUAUCUGAAAAAGAAUACACGAAAUCCUACAGAUCCAAAACAGCAAACUUUAAAUAACAGAUUAAGUGCGACACCUAUCCUCAGUAGCACAGCAUUACCAACUGCUGAUGACCCGUUGACCUUGUUUAACUCCCUCACCUAUAACAAUGGCACGAGUGUCGUUGAUGAUUCUGUAUUCCAUACCAAUUAUUGGGAAGGGAUGACUUUAACUGAAGAAUUUCACUCAUUAGAAGAAAGGCUUCAAGCAGAUUUAUCCUUUAACUGCCUGUUAAAUUACCCGGAAUUGGACCUCAACAGUUUCCAUGGUCUCCACUCAGAUAAUAUUAGUGGCCACGAGGACAGUAACUUUUCGAUGAAACUGGACAUUUCAGAAGCUAAAAACGAUCUCCAGGUUGAACUAUCGCCGGCCAGUUCUUCUCCAAAUGACAACAGCCUACUGAAAACCACUCAGUCGUCCAGCUGGUUAACUGAGCUACAAUCAGAAGUUAUGUAUUUGUCAACAUCAGUGACAAGUCACCCUCUUACAGAGUCCACCAGAACAGUUUUGAACGGUAGGGUGAAUACAUCAGAGAUGGGUACAUCUGAAAAUGCAAUAUACACCUGCUUUGGCCCUAAUAUCUCGCUUAAAGAAAUGAGGAACCAGAGCUGGGAGGAUUGCAAGAGUAGUUUAGAGGAUGCAACAAUAAGUUUAGACAGUAUUCACAGUUUCGAUAAUGGAUUUCCACACGUAUUUCUUACUUCCUAA